CAGAGCAGCCUGUCAACCUCAUGCUAUCGUUUGAGAGCUCACCGCGACCUACAAACGGGCUGCCAUCCAAACACCGGAGUCAUGGCGCCCUUGUCUCUGCCCCUGUCGUCUCUGUUGAGGCACAGGGACUGUCUGCAGAAGGUGAAUGUGUUCAGUAAUGCAGUACGGGGUCUACGUCACCGGGCGGUCACAUCUCGCUUAUGGAAGCGCAGUUUCGGCGCAGUAACACAUGAAGUCGGUCAACUACUGUCAAGCCGGAGCAGAACCCAAAACUACGCAGCAUCUGUUUGUAGGAGCUCCUCGGGCGGUCCGGACAUGAAAGAGAGGCUGUGGUCUCUUUACAAUGAGACCAAGAGACAGACUGAAGAGUUGAUCCCAGUCUUACACACCAACUCAGUGGACUCUGAUACCAUUUUUGCCAACAAUGAGAUGAGUCUGCGAGACAUAGAGAUCUAUGGCUUUGACUAUGACUACACACUGGCCUUCUACUCCCGACACCUCCACACCCUCAUCUUCAACAUAGCGCGGGACAUCCUCAUCAAUAAUCACAGGUAUCCUGAGGGUCUGCGAAAGUAUGAGUACAUCCCUAAUUUUGCUGUAAGAGGACUUCACUAUGACGUCCAAAAGGCACUGCUGAUGAAGAUAGAUGCUUUCCACUACAUCCAGUUGGGAACGGUAUACAGGGGUCUUCAUCCAGUUCCUGAUGAGGAGGUCAUCGCCAUGUACGAAGGCUGUCACGUACCUCUAGAAAUCAUGAGCGACUUCUACGGGAAGAGUUCUCAUGGCCACACAAUGAAACAGUUUAUGGAUAUUUUCUCACUGCCUGAGAUGACCCUCCUGUCCUGCGUGAAUGACUUCUUCAUGAGGCACAACAUUGACUAUGAGCCCGUCCAUCUCUACAAAGACGUAAAGGAAGCCAUUAGAGACGUUCACGUCAAGGGUAUAAUGUACCGCGCUGUGGAGGCAGACAUCGAUAAAUAUAUUUGCUACGGUGAGCAGAGCCACGCUGUGCUGAAGAAGCUGUCAGAGCACGGAAAAAAGAUGUUCCUCAUUACCAACAGUCCAUUUGACUUUGUAGAUCGGGGGAUGAGCUACAUUGUGGGGAAAGACUGGAGGGACCUGUUUGAUGUUGUGAUCGUUCAGGCAGACAAACCUGGCUUCUUCAAUGACAGGAGAAAACCUUUCAGGAGAGUGACAGACAAAGGGGCUCUGCUGUGGGACCGGAUCCACAGGUUGGAUAAAGGGCAGAUCUACAAACAGGGAAAUCUUUAUGAGUUCCUGAGACUGACUGGCUGGAGAGGAUCCAAAGUGCUGUACUUUGGUGAUCACAUCUAUAGUGACUUGGCGGAUCUGACGCUGAAACAUGGCUGGAGGACGGGCGCCAUCAUCCCUGAGCUGAGGAAGGAGAUCAAGAUCAUGAACACAGAGCAGUACAUGCACAUGAUGGCCUGGUUACAGGCACUGACUGGACUCAUCGAACAGAUGCAGGUACACAGGGAUCCAGUCUCUCAGGCUGUGGUUGAGGAGUGGAUCAGUGAAAGAGAAGCCAUGAGGCCACAAACUAAGGACAUCUUCAACAGUCAGUUCGGGAGUCUUUUCCGGACGUACCACAACCCCACCUACUUCUCCCGCCGACUCUCCCGCUUCGCUGACAUCUACAUGGCCUCCAUCAGCUGCCUGCUCAACUACGACUUCCAGCACACUUUCUUCCCUCGCCGCACUCCCCUGCAGCACGAGUCCCCCUUCUGGCCUGAGCACAGUCCUGCGGGUAUCAGCAGCGUCUCCUCGCAGCUCCACAGCUCCAAAGCAGAGUCCGAUUAGAGAGACAGAACGGAGAGAUCAGAGGUCAAAUGUUCAGGCGUAGGUUUUAUUUUCACGUUUUAAGACAUGGCUCUGUAAAGGGUGCAUGUCACAUUUUAAGAUAUGUGUAAAUCAUGCAACUGUUAUUUAUUAAGCUUUAGUUACUCUUUAAAGGCAAUUUUUUGAUCCAGCAGAUGUCGCCCUUGAGCACCAGCAAGAAACCAAAACAACUCGCGGUUUUAGCAUGCUAAUGCUAGCGAUCUUUAUUGUGCUCGUAUCGUCACACAGCAUGUAAAUUUACCCGAAAUGACCGUGAUUUAGAAAUGCUUACGUGACAUUCAAUUAAGCAGUGAGUACAGUAUGUUAUUCUUCUUUUCUCUAGUCCGUCGAUUAAACAACUUUUAUACGUGAGGGGAGGAGUCAGCCGUUGUCCCGACGAUGUAAACAAACUGAAGAUAGGACUCGGAAAACAUCACAGACAGUGGGACUCGGGUGUUACAUUCAUUGUAGUCAGUCAUGACUCACAGAGUUAUUUUCAUUGAUUUUUGUUACAUUUAAGUGUGAAAAAUAUAUAAAUAUAAAGCCUUUAAGAGGAGCAGUGGAUAUACCUUCUUUUUUUGGCCAAAUGACUCAUUAUCUAAUGAGCAUUUUAGGCAUUUUCCACUGUUUGUUUUAGGUUUGCAUAUGUGUGUGUAUAAACCGAUAAUGCAGUACCACAGUUUAAACAAUAGGGGGCAGCCACACAUUAAGUCUAUCUUUGAUCUGUGAUAUAAGGACCAUGCUGGAAGAGUCUUUUGCUUUUUAUCCUUUGCAUCUGUAAAAUCACAGGAUUGUAGUUGAAAUGGGGAUACUCAGAUGUCAAAUUUACAAGUCAAACUUUGUUGCCUUAACCUCACAACACUCUGAUGUACAUUUGUCUUUCACCAGCCUGAUGUAAUGAGUCAUCUUUUUUAAUUCUUUGCCAUGCAGCAGCAGCUUAGUUCAUCUUGAACAGCACAUUGUAAUACAUCGCACAUUUCUGUUCAGAAAUCUUGUUCUCUGACUGUUUGAACCAGUUACACACUGCUCAGCCUGUACGUCUCAUUUGAGCAGGGAGAUAUGUUUAAUAUUUGUCUGGGAAAAAAAUAGAGCAUCGUUGCUAUAUUUAGCUGUUAUUCUUUUUGAUCAUGUGAAGGCAGCAUGUGGGUUUGACACUUUUUACUGAAAGUGUGUGAAACAUUUUCACACAUGCUGGAAAAUAAUAUAUUUGUUAUGAGCUAGAAAUGUUGAGUUUUUAAAUGUAUGGAAAAAUGUUAUUCUUAAAUAUAAAUGGCCAUAGCCAGGACCUCAUGGUUUGAUUUUCUGUUUAGUUUAAAAUAUGUCUUGUUGUGUCUUUCUUUUUCACUAUUUAUUAAAAUAGAUAUGACUUAA
This is a messenger RNA of Labrus mixtus (cuckoo wrasse), 3210 nucleotides long. It is a transcript of the gene nt5dc3, whose product is annotated as 5'-nucleotidase domain containing 3. The record is from RefSeq and is a predicted model, not a curated record. Lineage: Eukaryota; Metazoa; Chordata; Actinopteri; Labriformes; Labridae. The coding region runs from base 82 to 1821 and encodes 579 amino acids. The transcript is spliced from 14 exons. Gene Ontology annotation, molecular function: 5'-nucleotidase activity.